Messenger RNA from Rasamsonia emersonii CBS 393.64, 1221 nucleotides. RefSeq lists its product as uncharacterized. Gene Ontology annotation, biological process: signal transduction; protein phosphorylation. The transcript has a single exon. The coding region runs from base 1 to 1221 and encodes 406 amino acids. Gene Ontology annotation, cellular component: cytoplasm. Gene Ontology annotation, molecular function: protein kinase activity; ATP binding. Lineage: Eukaryota; Fungi; Ascomycota; Eurotiomycetes; Eurotiales; Trichocomaceae. The record is from RefSeq and is a predicted model, not a curated record.
AUGGCCACCAGACACGCUCCCAAGCUGGCAUUGGAGACCCCCCGAGAUGAAAGAUCGAUGCUCUUUCCUCAUGGCGCCCCUUCAACUCUGACGCCUCCGGUGACUCCCACCAACAAGGACGAGAAUCGUCAUGAGAAUGCUGCACCUGCAUUAAACUCCCAACCUCUGACCCCUUGCCGCAGUCCCGACAGCGACAGAGCGGACGGGCUCCCGUCACGACCUCUGGAAUUUAUCUAUGAUCUGGAGCUGCGACGGAGCGGUGACGACGGCCAGCCGCUGGAGUAUGGCCGGGGCGUCUGGAGCGCCGUCUACAUGGCCACCUCGCGAUGGUCGUCCUCCGUCUCCGGAUUGACGCCGCCCUCCUCUCCUGCCAUGUCCAGCCGUGUCCUGGCCGUCAAGUCUCCCCUCCGUCACGAUGCGCACCCCGUCCUGGAGGCGGAAGCGCGUAUCUUGACUCGCAUAAGGGGGACUCCGGGCAAGGAUCGCUAUGUGGUUCCCUUCCACGGCUACGUUUCAGCUUCCCACUCGAUCGUCAUGUCUGCCGUGCCUCUGGCGCUGUCCACGUACAUCCGGGAUCGAGCUGCCAUCGCACAGCAGAACUUUUCCACCCGGACCAUGUUCGAUCCCGUGCUGGGCAUGGCUCAAUGGCACGACCUCGCUUUGCGGCUCAUCCGCGGUCUGUCGUGGCUCCAUAACGAGCCUGGCAUCGUACACGGUGACAUCAAGCCGCACAACAUUCUCCUCCGCCCUCGUCAGGACAGCGAUUAUGACGGGAAUCGUGAUCGGGACGUCUUCCCCUACGAACCGCUCUACGCGGAUUUCUCUUCGGCUCAUGAUCUGUUAUCGCCCAAGUCGGCCCUCGGCGGGGUUGCCACGCCCUUGUCCGCUCUAACGCCUCCUUUCGCCGCUCCCGAGUUGCUUUCGGUAGCGGCCUUGAAGUCGUCCGACGUCCUCGCGACGCAGGCGUCAGAUGUCUUCUCCCUCGCCGUGACGCUCCUCUCAGCGGCCACUGGCGAUUUGGUCCUCUACCCUGGAACGAGCAACAUACAGCGACUGGCCAUGUCCCGAGAAGGCCACCGUGUGCUUGACUUUGUUCGAUCCGGAGCGCAUGGCACCCGGGUCCCUCGCAACGGACUGGUCGAAAAGAGUCUGAAGCCGGCUGUGGUCAAAGAUCCCAGCGAGCGCAUCCGCCCCGAGGAAUGGCUGCAGGCCAUAGGCUAG